AUGAACCAGAACAAUCACCCCACAGACGAACCUGUGGAAGAAAUUGAAAACGAAGAAUCCUUGCAAUACAGUUUUGAGACUAUCAAACUUGCUACGGAUAAUUUUUCUGAAGGAAAUAAGAUUGGAGAGGGUGGAUUUGGUGCUGGUUACAAGGGUAGGCUCUCUAAUGGACAAGAUAUAGCAGUGAAAAGAUUGUCUAUGGGAUCAACCCAAGGUGAUCUCGAAUUUAUAAAUGAGGUAAUGUUAGUUGCAAAGCUUCAGCAUCGUAAUCUUGUUAGGCUCUUCGGUUUCAGCUUGGAAGGAAGUGAAAAGCUCCUUAUCUAUGAGUUUGUCCAAAACGCAAAUCCAAGAAAGCGUGCAAAUUUGGAUUGGGAUAGGCGUUACAAAAUAAUAGGAGGCAUGGCUCGAGGACUCCUUUACCUUCAUGAAGAUUCUCAUUUGAGAAUUAUCCACCGAGAUCUUAAAACAAGUAACAUCUUGUUAGAUGAAGAAAUGAAUCCUAAAAUUUCAGAUUUUGGAACAGCAAAGCUUUUUGUUAUUGAUCAAACUCAAGGCAAUACAAAUCGUGUAGUGGGAACAUAG
Molecule: messenger RNA, 582 nt
Organism: Humulus lupulus (European hop)
Lineage: Eukaryota; Viridiplantae; Streptophyta; Magnoliopsida; Rosales; Cannabaceae
Product: cysteine-rich receptor-like protein kinase 11
Exons: 4
Coding region: 1-582 (193 amino acids)
Biological process (GO): protein phosphorylation
Molecular function (GO): protein kinase activity; ATP binding
Source: RefSeq, a predicted model, not a curated record